Molecule: messenger RNA, 1548 nt
Organism: Myotis lucifugus (little brown bat)
Lineage: Eukaryota; Metazoa; Chordata; Mammalia; Chiroptera; Vespertilionidae
Product: DBIRD complex subunit ZNF326
Exons: 5
Coding region: 153-410 (85 amino acids)
Source: RefSeq, a predicted model, not a curated record
ACCCCCAACCUCGCUGUGGCCUGCGGCUCCCGGGCCGGUAGCGUCGCUCUCGGUCGCGCGAACGGCUCGUGUGGAAACGCGGGUCCCCGACGCUCGUUGCCGGCCCCAGCUCAGCCCCGCGCCGCCGAGCCGCUCGGCCCGGAGCCUCCGCCAUGGACUUCGAGGACGAUUACACACACUCUGCUUGCAGGAAUACUUAUCAGGGUUUUAAUGGAAUGGAUCGAGAUUAUGGCCCUGGAUCUUAUGGAGGGAUGGAUCGUGACUAUGGCCAUGGAUCCUAUGGGGGUCAAAGAUCCAUGGACUCCUACCUAAACCAGUCAUAUGGCAUGGACAAUCACAGUGGUGGUGGUGGGGGUAGCAGUAGCUUUCUGCAGCAGCUGGGGUAUGACAGCCUUGUCCCUGAUCUGUAAUUCCAGACAACUCCAGGGUGAACUGGCAGACCAAUCCAAAGCUACUACGUCAGAUAAAGUGAUGCUGUUUGCACAACUCAGUGUCCUCAAGAGAUAUUCAUGUAAUACCCCCGAUUUGUAUUCUGCAUGAAACUCCUUUUACAAGACAUAAACUUCCCAUAGGGAGCAAAUGUAGCCAGCUAAAAGAUGCUGAACAUAUGACUGUGUAAUGUAAUUUUAAACUCAGAAGGAAUUGGCUAGGCCUUUUCCAUCUUAGAAGCCGAAAGCUAUAAAAGAACCCACGAUUUCUUUUUUAAGUAUAACAUUCUUAAUUUUGGGAUUCUAAUCGAGCCAUGUUCUAAUUCUAAUCAAGCAAUGCUAGUCAUAUGACAGAUUAAUAUAAAUAUUUGAAUUGUAUAUAUCAUGAGAUUUGAGUACUCAGAUUUAUCACAAAAAACUAAUUGAUUUAUUAUUUGUACCUAAUUGACUUACAUUUGAAGCAGCUAAUUAAAUGAUUUCUGUUGUCACAUUAAUUGCAUUAGAGAAACUUUGACUAAAUGAUGUAUUUGUGUUUUAUUUGCAUGGUACUUGCUAAUUCUCUCAUUCUCAAUCAGGGAUUCUCCAUCUUGGCCUGUUAAUAUUUGGGUUGGAGACUUGGUUGUGGGGGCCUCUUCUGUGCCUUAGAGGAUGUUCGGCAACAUCUGAGUUCUCUACGUAAUAGAUUCCAGUGGCACACGCCGUCAUGACAGUCAUUGACGGAUGUCCCCUGGGAGGCAAAAUUCUGCCCAACUGAGAAUCAUCAGUCUAGAUCAAAGUAGUUGGGUGUGGGGUUUGAACUCUAAAUGUUUCGUUUGGAGAUAUUGGGAUUUUUUUUUUUUAAAGCCACCUUAGAUUCAGCAAUUCUAGGAAGCAUUCCUGGGUUUCCUUGACCCUCUCUUCCUCUACACACAGAUAAGCCAUGCUCUUUCUCUCUUCACUCUGUGCUCUGGGCCUCGCUUUCCAGAAGGGAUAUUGUUUUCUUUGUUCCUGUCUCCAGCCAGCACAGUGCAUGGCACAAGGAAGAGGCUCAAAAAAAUGAGCUGGCUGGAAGAAUGACUGUUACCCGUUAUUUUUCUCUGGGAAGUAUAUGUCUCUAAAUACAGAACUUUGUUUAAAAAAA